Chaetomium globosum CBS 148.51 is the source of this 990-nucleotide messenger RNA. RefSeq lists its product as uncharacterized. Lineage: Eukaryota; Fungi; Ascomycota; Sordariomycetes; Sordariales; Chaetomiaceae. The record is from RefSeq and is a predicted model, not a curated record. Bases 1 to 990 code for a protein of 329 amino acids. The transcript has 2 exons.
AUGCCUCGCGACUGGACCAACCGGUCCAGACGAGACCGCCACUCUUAUCGAAACGAACAUGAAGAUUCCGAGACUCAAAGGUCGGGAUAUACCCACCGAGACUCUCGAAACCCGCAGCAUGAAGGUAAUGCACGAUCUAGAACCAAUCGUGACGGUUACUAUCCCGGAGGCGAGGCCUAUGGGCCCUGUUCAGAGGACCAAAACGAUUAUGGCCGAGACGUGUCGAGAGACGGUGAUGGCGAAUUUUCCGAAAGCGACACAGCCAGACGUUCGUCUGAAUGGGGCAUGGUUCCUUACCAAGACCCGACCAUCAGGGCAACCCCGAGUGUCGCUUCGGAUUCGACCCUCGUUAUUGAAGCACCGGCUGUUGAUACCGGGGCCCCAUCCAAUCGUCGGCGUCGUUACCGGCCCCGUUCUAGGGAUUAUUAUUACGCCUACGACGUGGAAAGUGUAUCUCACUCAUCCAACCCGUUCUACGCAGAGCAGAGCUAUGCCUCUUCCCCGGAAAGAUACAUGUACUCUCAUAGAACCAACAGUAGUAGUCGUCGGAGUAGCCAGGGUUACCAGCACGCACGCAGUACCAGACACCGCCAAAGUGAGGAGGACCACUCGUACCCUGCUAGCCACUCCAGUUACGAAUGGGAAGACUAUUCGCAAAUGUCGUAUCGUACCAGCCGCUACAUGGACGAGGAUUACCUGUAUUAUUCCGAUGAAGAGCCGCAAAACGGCUCUAGUGGCACUACACGGGUAGAAAUUUGGCCCGGCUCCGCCUCGGAAUCGGUGGAGUACCGGAGUUCCAGUCAUGAGCUACCAGUUCGUGGUAGUGCCGGAGGUUGUAACGAGCUGUGCCCGAGGUGGGCCUCGGUAACCCUCGGCCAGCUCACGUACAAGCACGGUCCACCGAACCCCUGGAUGAAGCUAUUCCCAGUUGCCCCACAGCGCACCGAGCAUUCUAGCAAUGCGCUCGGGCCACCGCACUCACGAUCAUAA